AUGGAUACUUAUGGGUAUAUGUAUCGCAGCAGUUUUGAUGUAUCAACACCGUCGUCAAAUUUACUUGCUUCUGAUGAUGACUCAGGCGGCAAUGCGCAGUUCCAACUUACAGUUUAUCUUACGUCUGGUACUACAUAUAUUCUGGUUGUCACAACUUAUAUUCCAGGUGUAGUGGGACCAUUUUCAAUCAUUGCAUCCGGUCCAGCAAUAGUCGUCUUUACAUUGAUUGUAAUCCCAACACCAACAGGAACAACUGUGCCAACUAGCACAACUACAGCGAAUAAUAGCUGCAAUGCAAAACCUGGCUCAAUAGUCAUUGCGGAUACUAAGCCAAAAGCACCAUCAGGUCGCUCGCUUUCAUCACCUAUAACUUACCACGGAGGCCCUGUUAUGACAAAUUCAGUUAUCUAUGUAAUUUGGUAUGGAAAUUGGACUGCAAAUAAUGGAACAACAAUUAUACAAAAUUUUUUACAAGGUCUUGGCUCAACUGCAUGGUGGAAUAUAACUAGAAGAUAUAAUAACACAUCACCAAUUACCUUUGGUCGAUCAACAACAGAUAGCUAUUCGCAAGGAAAAAUUCUUAAUGAAUCACUUAUAUUUGCUAUUGUUCAACGGGCUAUCAACUCAGGAGCGUUACCAAAUGAUACAAAUGGAGUAUAUUUCGUAUUGACUUCUGCGGAUUGCACCGAAUCAUACUUCUGCAGACUAGCUUGUGGUUGGCAUACCGUCAACGUUCGGUCGAAUCUGAAAUAUUCGUGGGUAGGAAAUCCAGAACAAUUGUGUCCAAGUGACUGCUCUUAUCAGCUGGUUUCACCGAAUGGCAAUGCAGGAGCAGAUGCAAUGGUUAGUGUUAUUGCUCAUGAAGCAGCUGAAACAGUCUCAGAUCCAUAUCUCAAUGCUUGGUAUGACUCAGCUUGUGAUGAAAACGCUGAUAAAUGUGCUUGGACAUUCGGUAGCACAUCUCUAGCAUCCAAUGGCGCAGCGUACAACAUGGUUGUAAAUGGUCUUAAGUAUCUAGUUCAACAAAAUUGGCGACUAACUACUCAAGACUGUGGCAUGUUAUAG
Messenger RNA from Rotaria sp. Silwood2, 1065 nucleotides. NCBI's taxonomy places the organism in Eukaryota, Metazoa, Rotifera, Eurotatoria, Philodinida, Philodinidae. The record is from the annotation of a GenBank genome assembly.